Acaulospora colombiana is the source of this 933-nucleotide messenger RNA. Lineage: Eukaryota; Fungi; Glomeromycota; Glomeromycetes; Diversisporales; Acaulosporaceae. The record is from the annotation of a GenBank genome assembly.
CAACAAGACUCCCAACGCGCUCGGGCCGUUUUGUUUAUUGUGGAUCGAACUGUCGAUAUGUAUGUUCCAGUGCUUCACGAAUUUACAUAUCAAGCAAUGGCCAACGAUCUAUUGCCGAUUGAAGAUGGGAACAAAUACACAUACAACUACGCGGGUGAUGAUGGAGAGCAAGCAACAAAAGAAGCUAUUUUGGAUGAAGCUGAUAGUAUAUGGGUUGAUAUAAGACAUAAACAUAUGAAGGAUUGCAUAGAUCAACUUAUGAAAGAUUUUAAUGAAUUUUUGGUCCAAAAUACGGGCUUCACUGAUAAAGAAAAGGCGGCUAACUUGAACGAUAUGAAGAAGAUGUUGGCGACUUUGCCGCAAUUUCAGAAUAUGAAGGAAAAGGUGAAUUGCGCUACGGGGUAUACACCGGACUCACAGCAUCCCAAAACACUUGUUGAAGAUAUGGUGCCUAUGUUGGAUAAUCCGGUAGUUAGGCUAAAACUUGUGGUGGAGAGUCACAUCAGUAAAACGAUAGACCAUACCCAUUAUCCAUAUACAAAAGAUCCAACCGGUGAUCCAGAUGGUUCCAAAUCCACCCAACAGGGACCAAAGUUUAUUGAAGAUCUGUCACUACUUUUAAAGCCACCAACUAUGGAACAAAAACCGGCUUUGCCCGCUCGUCCGGAGGUGCAAAGUAAUUCAAAGUCCCCCAAGCCACCUACAUCAUCAUCAUCAGGGGGAUACGUGCCACAAAUGCAGGGUGGAUAUUCUCAGCAAGCCGGAUAUAAUCAACAAGGUGGUGAUUAUGCGCAGUAUUCUAGGCAAAACGCUGGCUAUCCGCAAAGCAUGCCGGCGAGUUCUCAACAGUAUAUCAAUGUUCCAAGACCAUCAUCCAGCAACACCACACAAUCCGAGAAAACGAAAUCUAAAAGUAGCAUUUUCAAAUUUUAG